GGACCCUUUGACCCCUCAUAGAGGCACGACGGAACAAGCCUAUCUUCUUCGACUCUUCGCAACACCUCCUCGAUUGCUCGCAACGCCGCCGUGAAUCAUGUACUCGGAUCUCUCGGAAUGGCGGGCCGAUUAUUGUGGGAGAUAUCAAUAUGGAGCUGCUGCUGCUACUUUUCUAUCGCUAUUCGCCAAACGUCUAGCUUUUUGGGAGGACAGUGAUUUCUACUUCAAACUGGACGAAGUCAGAACUUCCUGCCAGCGAGAUACGUACCUAGACUUGGUAUAUCUCCUAAUUCAACUGGACGAGCGAUACAUCGGACACAGAGUGGUGGUGUCCGCUAUGACGAUCUUAUAUGCCAGGGAGAUACCCGCUCUAUACGCAUGCGAGAAUUGCGCUCGUGCAGGAUCAAGGUGUUACAGGGGCAUAGCUCUUGUUUACUUGCUGACAAAAAUAUAUGUUGAUUCUACUAGUUCUAGUAGUGACGAGGAUGUCCGCUGCUCCCGUUGUUACCACAAAGACAUUCCCUGCUGGUUCAUCCACGGCUCUACUCGCCUCCUCUGCCGAAUCGAGGCAGAGGUAGAUAAGGGGCUUAUCGCUAAACCUGUGACUGUGGAAGGUCAGACGUACAAGUCGUGGAGAGAUUUGCUUAUUGGACUUAGCGAAGGUUGGCGACUCUGGUACUUCUCUUGGGAUCGACAAUGGCUAGAGGACUUUCUCUCGAUGGCGACUACGGGGGUCAGAGAGGAUGGGACGUACCACGUCCGAUUGCGCGAUUUCGAGGCAAGGCAGGCGGAUGAUAUUGCUAUGGGAAAGGCCGUGGAGUCCGAAGAGAGACAAGCCGAGAGUGCAGAGGGAAGGCAGGAUCUUGGAGAGGUCGAGAGGGGUCAGGGCAAGGGGAAACAGCGCGAGGAUAUGGAUGUCGUGGUGGACAAUGCACCCCGACAGAGCAAACGGAUUCGCGAGGAGUCGGAGCCGCCUUCCUCUAAGCGAUACAAGGCGGUCGACACUCGUGCGGUCUCUCACAAUUUCAAUCGCUUGUCACUGUCGGAUCGAGCAGGGGCACCUUUUCCACAAGAUGCUGCAGACACGGCGAACAGUUCAUCUCGACAACUUGCACUAUCCGAUGCGAACAAGCAUGCCAUCGAACAUUAUCGGGGUGUCCUGAUGGCCGGGCUUGGAUCUCGCUUCGAGGAAGAGAGAGGACCUGCAUUUCGUACAUGGCUGGACAAGACCAUGGACGGAUACGAAAGGCUUAUUACGACUGACUGGGAAGGGGUGGAGAAUGUGAACGAGGUCAUGAUGCAGGGAUGGACGGCAUUCUUCAUGCAGGCCUUGCUCUCGCAGCCGCGGAGUACUUGACGCGAUCGAGGUCGACAGAGAGGCGCAUGUAUGAGCUGUCGAGCGAUCGAAUGCAGGGUAUCCAAAACAAUCUCUAUAAUGCUGAAGACGAGUCACGAAUCAACAAGUAG
Filobasidium floriforme is the source of this 1467-nucleotide messenger RNA. RefSeq lists its product as uncharacterized. The coding region runs from base 98 to 1357 and encodes 419 amino acids. The transcript has 4 exons. NCBI's taxonomy places the organism in Eukaryota, Fungi, Basidiomycota, Tremellomycetes, Filobasidiales, Filobasidiaceae. The record is from RefSeq and is a predicted model, not a curated record.